AUGACUAAGCAAAACGCAGAUUUUCAAUAUUAAAAGUUCUAAAAAAAAUUUUUAUUCCUAACAAUAGUAUACUAUUUGAUUAAUGUACUAAAUAUAUUUUUGGCUGCUGUUAUUAUUGAAGAGAGUAUAGGAUAUUCUAUCUCUUUUUUGGUACUAUUUGGCAUUGAAAAGUUGAUAAUGAUAUUUAUAUUAUAUGAUGGAGUUUAAGGAAAGAAAACAAAAUUGUGGCUUCUAGAUUUAUUUUAAUUAGGUUUUCUUUAUUUUUUAAAAUUCAAAGGGUUUUCAAUUUAAGACUUUGAAAAAAUUAUGAUUGAGGUUUUAGGUGUAAGAGUAAUCCCUGUUCUCCUAACUUAACUCAUAUUUUAUUUUGGAUGUGGAUUUUUAUAAUAUAGCAAAUUAUCAGAUUAUAUCAUUCUGUUAAGCUAUGUUAACUUUUUAGCUUUAUUUGUAUAUGCUAUUACUAUAAUAAGCAUGCUAGCUUAUAAUGAGCAAAGAUAAAGUUUGAAAAAGGUAUUCUUUUCUUGUUUAAUCACUCUAGGAUGUUAUUAUUUAAUGAUAGGCUCUCUCAGCUAAUUUAAUGAUAUGUCUGGAAUGAAUUUAGGUUACUAUGCCUUCAUUCUUUGCUCAAUCAACUUUGUAUUUUUCUUGAUAUUUUCACCUCCAAUUUAAGAUCUUACCAUAUUUUUAGGAGAAACUCUUUUUUAUAUAUUUUAAUGUUGUGUUACAAACAAUACUUUAAGCUAUGAGCGAGUUUAUGCUCAUUAAUUUUCAUGCUCUGUUUAAAACUCUACUGUUAUUAGUUAUUAUUCUUCAAUAAUAAAGAUAGGAUUAUUAUGUACCUUUGGUUAUAGGGAAGUAUGGGAUAUUUUAACAAGCAACUCCCUUUAUAAUGCUAGCAAGAUGGUGAUGGCUAUAAAUGCAAUUAUGGCUGUCGCUCUAAACAUAAUAUAUUUAAUAUAUUUUUUUAAAUAUAUUGUAAACUAAAUCUUGCAAUUAAAGAAAAUCGUCAUAUCUAAAAUCAAAGAUUUUGAUAAAGCUUAUAUAAUUAUGAAUAAAAAACAUAAAUACUUGAAGGUACUCUAUAUAUGCAUAUGCAUUAAAUAAAAAGCUGUUGAUCCUAUUCAAAGACAAUUAAUAGUUGAGAAUUUUUGUUCUGUUGAAUGCAGUAAAUUUUUUGAGUUAUAUCAAAGCUAUUCAAAUUGCAUUAAGUAAGGGUUACAGAUAGAAUUUUAAAAAGAAAAAUUUGAAACUUGCAAUUGUUUCGUGCUCAAAUUGGCUCAGGAAGUAGAAUUUUUGCAUAAUAGCUUAACAAAGCAAAUAACUAAAUUCUUAGAUUCCUAGCCAAAUAAGUAGUAUUUCUUCUUUUAGACUUUAUUCCUCAGAUAAAUGAAUGGGCUAGGAGAGUCAGUUUUCUCUUAAUAGUUAAAAAAUUAACAUCAUUAAGGCAUCAUUCAAGUUCAAAGAAAGAUAUAAAAAUUAUAGUCUGAGUUCUUGUAAGUGAUUGCUUUUUUAAAUAACUACCAGGAAUAUAUGCUUUACUUUCCUUCAAGAAUAUUGUAUGAUCUUUAUGAAUGA
Tetrahymena thermophila SB210 is the source of this 1575-nucleotide messenger RNA. Its product is annotated as transmembrane protein, putative. The transcript has a single exon. The record is from RefSeq and is a predicted model, not a curated record. NCBI's taxonomy places the organism in Eukaryota, Ciliophora, Oligohymenophorea, Hymenostomatida, Tetrahymenidae.